Malaya genurostris is the source of this 1773-nucleotide messenger RNA. RefSeq names its product UBX domain-containing protein 7. The transcript is spliced from 2 exons. The coding region runs from base 380 to 1669 and encodes 429 amino acids. NCBI's taxonomy places the organism in Eukaryota, Metazoa, Arthropoda, Insecta, Diptera, Culicidae. Gene Ontology annotation, cellular component: nucleus. Gene Ontology annotation, biological process: proteasome-mediated ubiquitin-dependent protein catabolic process. Gene Ontology annotation, molecular function: ubiquitin binding. The record is from RefSeq and is a predicted model, not a curated record.
AAAACCGCUAGCAGAAGUCAUUUCGCGUUCGAUUAGGAUUCUUGUUUUGCUUCGUUUAAUCCAUUUGCAAAAGGUUUUUAUUUAAUCCAAAUCAGUUUAAAAUGAAAUAAAGAGUUACAAAACAGAUUCGUGCAAACAUCACUAUUCGUGAAUUGAACAGAAUACUGAAAAGUUUGGUUGUUUAAAUCAUCAAACAGCAUUCUCGCGUCGUUUUUCUUUCAUUUUGCUGGCUGACUGCGAAAACGUUUGGAAAAUUAUUUUGUCAUAUUCUCGUUUGCUGCUUCUGAUGCGGUUAUUCUGAAGACCUGUAUGCUGUGCGCUGCCAGUGGCUAGUGGCUCUCCCGCCGGCGGUAAAUUACUCAAAACUGCAUGCCACAAGAUGUCUGCUGAGGAGAACGUAAAAUCAUUGUCUGAAAUUACUGGACUCAAAACGGAACAGGCAUCCUCUCUCUUGUCCGCCUAUAACGGUAAUGUAGAAGGAGCUAUCAAUGCGUUUUUCGAGAAUCCGGAAGGUAUUCUAAAUCCGGAGCCUCCGGUUGUGGUGGAAGAUGACGAAGAUAAUGUACGAGCCCCGAUACCAAGGAAAACAGAAAUUUUGCUGCCUCCGUCCGAAACAAGCCGUGGCAGAUUAAAGCGACGAGGUGCCACAAUCACGGAGGUUCCAUUUCGGAAUUUCGAACUUGAAGGUAAACUGCAGGAACAAAUGCUCAUGCAAGGGCAAGGACCGUCAUCAAAGAAAAUUACUCGAUUAGAAGCAUUGUUUAUGCCACCAUUUGAAAUACUUUUCUCUGGCAAUUUCGAUAUGGCUCAACGACAUGGAAAAAGUGUAGACAAAUGGAUUCUAGUAAACCUUCAGGAUGAUUUGAACUUUACUUGCCAAAUACUGAACCGGGAUCUGUGGUCGGAUGCAAAGCUAAAAGAUUUUCUCCGAAUUCAUCUCAUCUUUUGGCAGACGUCUAACAAAACAACAGACGGGGCCAAGUUCAAAACAUUUUACAAAGUAAAUAGUGAACCCUACAUCGGAAUGAUAGAUCCACGGACUGGCGAAGAGGUACAACAAUUUUCAACUUGUGACAUAGAACCAAGUAAAUUUCUAUCCACCUUGAAAAAUUUUCUGAUCGACAACAAAUCACCUAACGGAAAGGAGGUUUCUUUCGUCGAUUCCAGUCUAAUGCGCCCAUCAACCUCGCAGCAGGGCAAUGCAAACGGUUCCAAGCCAUCCACAUCGGGGAAACCUAUUUGGGUUCCAGAUGAUGAAGAGGAAGAAUUUCAAGAAAUUACCGACAGUGAAAGCGACAUGGAACCGGAUACGCCUACUUCAAAGAACGCUACAAAACAAGCCUCGGUACCGACCGAAACGCCCAGCUCUCCAGUUCUUAGCUCCGACGAGGAAGCAUCGCUUCCUGCGGCUGAGAAGACGCGUAUUAUGCUGAAAAUGCCAGGAGAUAUUACCGAGCGUUUGUUUUUCCGUAGCUCCCGAACUGUGGAUCACACGAAAGCGAAAUUGAUGAGCAAGUUCACUGCUCGGUUUGCAGACCACAAAGGAAAAUCAGUCCGGUUCUUCUGUCCAGCUAUCAAAACUGAUUUGGCAUCGUUGGAUGGAAGUAGGACGUUGCUGGAACUAAAGAUUCAUCCUAAUGCUGUGAUUCACGUUACGGUCGACGAUUAAACCACAAAUUCUUCUAUUGCAAACACCUGAGACUCCCUGGGGAGCAAAAUCUAGAGAAUAAGUUUUAGUAUCUGAACCAAUAAAUUAUUAAUGGACAAACACGA